This is a messenger RNA of Penicillium paradoxum, 1095 nucleotides long. RefSeq names its product 3-deoxy-7-phosphoheptulonate synthase. The transcript has 3 exons. The coding region runs from base 1 to 1095 and encodes 364 amino acids. Lineage: Eukaryota; Fungi; Ascomycota; Eurotiomycetes; Eurotiales; Aspergillaceae. Gene Ontology annotation, biological process: aromatic amino acid biosynthetic process. The record is from RefSeq and is a predicted model, not a curated record. Gene Ontology annotation, molecular function: 3-deoxy-7-phosphoheptulonate synthase activity. Gene Ontology annotation, cellular component: cytoplasm.
AUGCCUCUCAUUAACACCACCGAAGUCAACGAGGACACUCGUGUCCUUGGAUACGACCCAUUGCUGUCGCCCUACUUCUUGCAGAACGAGCUCCCCGCGCCCGCUCGUGCCAUUGAGACCGUCCGCGCUGGUCGUAACCAAGCAGUCGAGAUUAUCGAGCAGCGCGAUGACCGCCUCCUGGUUGUCGUCGGACCCUGCUCCAUCCACGACCCCGAUACCGCUCUUGAGUAUGCCCGCCGCCUCAAGGAGCUCUCCUCAAAGCUGGAGAAGGACCUCUGCGUGAUCAUGCGCGCCUACCUCGAGAAGCCCCGCACAACUGUCGGCUGGAAGGGUCUGAUCAACGACCCCGAUAUCGACGAGACCUACAACAUCAACAAGGGUCUCCGCGUGUCCCGCAAGCUUUACAUCGACCUGACCAGCACCGGUCUCCCCAUCGCCUCCGAGAUGCUGGACACCAUCUCACCACAGUACCUGGCCGACCUGAUCUCAUUGGGUGCCAUCGGCGCCCGCACCACCGAGUCCCAGCUGCACCGCGAGCUGGCCUCAGGUCUCUCCUUCCCCAUUGGUUUCAAGAACGGCACAGACGGUAACCUGACCGUCGCCGUGGACGCCAUUGGCGCCGCCUCGCACCCCCACCGCUUCCUCGGUGUCACAAAGCAGGGUCUGGCUGCCAUCACCAAGACCGCCGGUAACGAGCACGGCUUCGUCAUUCUGCGCGGCGGCAACCGUGGCACCAACUAUGACCGUGACAACAUCCGUCUUACCCGCGAGUCUCUCCGCUCCAAGAAGCAGCGCGAGGUCGUCAUGGUCGACUGCUCGCACGGUAACUCCAACAAGAACCACCUCAACCAGCCCGUUGUCGCCAAGUCGGUCUCCGAUCAGCUCCGUGAGGGCGAGUCUUCUAUCAUCGGUGUCAUGAUCGAGUCCAACAUCUACGAGGGUAACCAGAAGGUUCCCCCCGAGGGACCUGAGGCUCUCCUCCGCGGUGUCAGCAUCACUGAUGCUUGCAUCAACUGGGAGAUGACUGUUGAGGUGCUUGAGGAUCUGGCCGAUGGUGUUCGUGCCCGUCGUGCUGCCCAGAAGGCCUCGCAGUAG